AUGUACAGAAGAGUAUAUGUGCUGCUGCUCUCUGCUUCUGCUGGAGCCGUGGUGACGACCUGUUCCCCAAAGGAGAGUCUUCCUGUUUCAGUGGGGUACAGACUUAUUGGUGCUGUAUUUGACACACUCCUCACACCGGGUAUAGUGACGUGUGCUAGAGAAUGCCUUGGGAGAACAGCAUGUCAAGGCUUCAACUUCAAUCUUGACCACGGCAUCUGUGAGCUCAGUAGUGCUAAUGAUGGAUCUACUGGAGUAUCAAUGAUGGCGGAAACAAGCUUUGUUUUAUCUAAAGCUGAAGACUGGCCUUCUCGAAUACUGGGAACAUGUGAACACCACAGCUGCCCCGUCACCACUCGGUGUGUAGAAGAAACUGACGGACCGGAAUGUGUUAUAUCUUACUGCCAAGACCCACCGACGGUAGAAUUUGCUACUCUGACAUCAGUAGGGCCUCUGACCCCUGUGGCAGAGUCCCUACCUUACGAGUGCACUGUGGGAUAUGUGCCCUGUGGUAUCAUCACCUGCAACACCGACGGAACGUGGUCACCCAUGACCUGCAUGCCUGUGUCCAACUGUACAGAUGUACUACAACUUCGUUCCACGUACACUGACGGAGAGUACUGGCUGUAUCCACUAAAGCUUAAUGGCGCACGAGUUAGGGUGUAUUGCCAUGCAAUGGACAGUACACCUUCCGAGUACAUCUCUUUGAAAACACCAUACUUCAUGAAUGCUCCACUGAUGCAAAAUCCGGAUUGUACCGGGGAGUCACCAAAGACACACAAUCUGCUUGGGUAUCACGAAUAUACAAAAUUCGGCCUGGACAUCACAAACAUGGCAAUCAACAAGAAAGCCAGGGCUUUUUACAACAAGACAGGUGUGACCAAUGCCAACGUUGCUGUGGUCAGAGACUGCUAUUCCGCGGCAGGUAGUGCCUGCGGUCCAAAGGGUCAGGCGGUUAUGGACUUAAGAGGGACUGGCCUGGCUCUAGACGAAUCAAUAACUUGGAGCAGAGCCUAUGGGACCUCUAUUUGGGACCCGAUUGUCAAUCGGUUUCAUAGCCAUCAGCUCAUAGAGAUACGAUGCGGUGGUGUUUGCGGAGUCUGCAGUGCUCCUGGGCUGGUCCUCCUCGCCUUGCUGGACUCUGAUGGUAGAUAG
Haliotis rubra (blacklip abalone) is the source of this 1152-nucleotide messenger RNA. RefSeq lists its product as uncharacterized. Bases 1 to 1152 code for a protein of 383 amino acids. NCBI's taxonomy places the organism in Eukaryota, Metazoa, Mollusca, Gastropoda, Lepetellida, Haliotidae. The record is from RefSeq and is a predicted model, not a curated record. The transcript is spliced from 6 exons. Gene Ontology annotation, molecular function: metalloendopeptidase activity; zinc ion binding.